Molecule: messenger RNA, 1326 nt
Organism: Leishmania braziliensis MHOM/BR/75/M2904
Lineage: Eukaryota; Euglenozoa; Kinetoplastea; Trypanosomatida; Trypanosomatidae
Exons: 1
Coding region: 1-1326 (441 amino acids)
Molecular function (GO): protein binding
Source: RefSeq, a predicted model, not a curated record
AUGCUGCGUCGCAUCGCCUACAUGUUGCUGCCGCGCGAUCCGCAGGAGGUGCGCCUCCUCCACCACACCGGUGGUGGCGUCGUCAUUGCAGCCGUGAGCUACACGAAAACGUCGUCGCCGUUGUUCUUCACCGUUGUCGAGAUGGCGGCGCCGAAUGAGCAGGCGCUGCCGCUGCGCGUGGUGCACGUGCGGGUGCCGCGCCCCGCCACAGUGGUGAGCGCGAUUACGCUGAUGCGCAGCGCAGACGGCGCGGAUGUCUACGUGAUUGUGCAAGCCGCUGAGAAGACGAACACCGACGCCGCGCCAACCUCCACUACGUCAUACGUCUACCGCCGGCAGAUCGUUGCGGACGACGAGCAAGAUGACUACGCCGCGGAGGACGAUGUGGUCUCCUCUCCUGCGGCAUCGGCGGUGCCAGCUGCCACGCGGGUCCGCUAUCAGCGACUGCCGCGCGCCUUCGCCAGCGCCGGCGCGACUACCUGGACUGCUGUGGCUGUCUUCAACCCCAGCGAGAACAUGCUGACAGACGCGAGCUCGUCAGUCGAUCCAGCGGUCACCCCAACUGCUGCCUUCAUUACGGCCAGCUGUGAUGGCGCAGACAACCAACUGCAGCUGUGGCAGCUGCGCGGCACCGGUGUUACGCUAGAGGCGACGUGGAGGGUGCCGGCACUCGCCGGCUUCGCGGUGCAGGAGAUCCUGACGCUGCCCGGCACCCAGGACGUGGUGCUGCUGCGGCACCACAAUAGCAUCAUCGAGGUGAACCUUUCGGCCCUGCGCAGCGCGUGUGCGUACGGCAGCACUGUCACAGGCAACACGUUCCUGUCACGCGCGUGGCGGUGGUCGGUGCGCGAGCAGCUGACCGCCUGCGCCGUCAAGGACGCGCUGCUGUACGCGGGGACUGAGGGGGGUGCGGUGCUUGUGUGGGACCUGCGCAGGCCAACAUCCACCGCCACCGCGGCCGGUCCGUGCGGCGGACCGCCACCGCUGUGCAGCGCCGCGCUCAAGACGCCCAUCACGGGUCUGUACGCGCCGUAUGCGACCGGCUUCAUCACGUGCGACGCCAGCGGUGGGGUACGGGACUGGCGGGGGCGUGGCGAGGCGGGCAUGUAUGAAAACCAGAACGAGGAGGUCGAGGAAGGCGCGUUGCGCGACGUGGCCGGAAUGGCGGCGUCGUCGGCUGCCGCGUCGACCCAGUUCCCGUACCGCUCGCGUGCGCCUGUGGAGGUGCCAACGGGCGAGGAGGGCUGCGUCGCUCUCGACGGCCAUGACAACUUCGCCGCCGUGGUGAGUGAGUGCGGUCGCCUGUGCUUCUACUUUUGCGACUAG